Messenger RNA from Daldinia childiae, 1809 nucleotides. RefSeq names its product Choline dehydrogenase, mitochondrial. Lineage: Eukaryota; Fungi; Ascomycota; Sordariomycetes; Xylariales; Hypoxylaceae. The transcript has 4 exons. Gene Ontology annotation, molecular function: oxidoreductase activity, acting on CH-OH group of donors; flavin adenine dinucleotide binding. The coding region runs from base 1 to 1809 and encodes 602 amino acids. The record is from RefSeq and is a predicted model, not a curated record.
AUGGCGGGCCAACUAUUUGCGUUAGGGCUAUUCGCCGCCACGAGGGUCGUCGCGCAGGCAGUAGCUACAUAUGACUAUAUCGUUGUGGGUUCAGGUCCCGGAGGCGCACCACUCGCGGCUAACCUCGCACGAGCGGGAUACCCGACGUUGCUACUAGAGGCAGGUGAUGACCUAGGGAAUAACAAGAACUAUUCAGAUAUGAUCAACUUUAACCUUGCGGCGAACGAUGAGAAAUCACGAUGGGACUUCUUUGUUAAGCACUCUUCGGACGAGGAGCGUGAGGGCAAGUAUGAGCACACGACGUGGCGCAAACCUGACGGAUCUUUCUACGUCGGCCUCGACCCUCCAGAGGGAUCCGAACGACUGGGUAUUUAUUACCCACGUUCAGCGACACUUGGAGGUUGCGCUAUGCAUAACGGUGGUGUUUGCGCGCUCCCCUCUGAAGAUGAUUGGAACGCGAUCGCCGAGAGCACCGGAGACGACACGUGGUUAGCGAAGAAUAUGCGACAGUACUUCGAGAGGAUAGAGACAGCUCACUAUGUACCCCCUGAAACUCCUGGACAUGGAUACACCGGAUACCUCAAUCUCACGAUUAGCGACCCUGCCUUCAUGCAGCAGUCAUCUGACGUGCGGGAUAUUGCAAGUAGUAUUAUUGAGGUUACGGGUGGCGAUGUAACCCGGGAUAUUAAUGCUUUAGAUCCGGAUCGAGAUCAGUCCACGGGCGUCUUCGGGCUCGCCAGUCACGCUGAUCCUACCGGACAUCGCGUUGGUACUAAUACUUAUAUCCGGGCGACUUUGGAUGAUCCAGCCAAGUACCCCUUAACCGUCCAGCUCCGGAGUCUCGUUACUAAGGUACUAUUUUCGGAAGAUUCCGAGGAACCAACUGCAAUCGGUGUCGAAGUCCUCCGUGGCCAAUCUCUAUACAAAGCCGAUCCACGUUACAACGGUACUAAGGGAGAGGUUGUCCAGAUAUUUGCUAAGAGGGAAGUCAUCGUUUCCGGAGGCGCAUUUAACACGCCGCAGAUACUCAAGCUUAGCGGCAUCGGGCCGGCCGAGGAGCUUGAAAAGUUCGAUAUUCCCGUCGUAAAAGACCUUCCCGGUGUGGGUGAGAAAUUGGCAGAUAACUACGAGGGAGGCGUGCUGGCGCUGGCUAGCAAGCCGUUGAACGGAUCGUCGGGCCCAAUCGCAGUACAGCUCAAGACACCUACGGCGCGUAAGAACCGUAACAUCUAUGCUUGGUGCAAGUCUUUCUCCUUUGAAGGGUUCUGGCCUGGCUACCCGACCGAGUAUGGCCCGUCGCAGUAUGAGUGCGCGUUCGUACAUAUGAACCCGCGGUCGCAGGCUGGAUACGUCCACCUGCGCUCGAAUGAUCCGCAGGAGCCGCCGGAGAUCAACUUCAACUUCUUCGAGCACGGUGGGGAUGAAGAUCUGACUGAAAUGUUGGACGCGGCAAAGACGUUCCGGAAGGCCAUCACGUCAGUCGGCGAGCCAAUCGGGCCCUUUAAUGAAAAGCAUCCAUGUCCAGGCAUAAACCAGAACUGCACAGACGCAGCGCAAAAGGAAUUCUUGAAACUGCAGACAUACUCACACCACGCCACAAGUACGUGCGGGAUAGGGCCCGCGGACGAUAGGCUAGCGGUGUUGGACUCGAAGUUUAGGGUCCAUGGGGUAAAGAACCUGCGCGUCGUUGACGCAUCUUCUUUUCCGGCCGUUCCCGGUGCAUUCCCGGUCUGCCCAGUCUUUAUGCUCGCGGAAAAAGCAACGGAUGACAUUUUGAGAGACGCCAAAGCUACUUCCCGUUCCGCAUAA